AUGAAAAGUGUUGUUUUAAAUGGUUUUGGUAUAAGUAUUAUGAGUGAUGUAGACUUUGAUGUGAACGGCUAUAACGAUAUACUCAUUGGUUCUUAUUUAUCGGAAAAUGCUGUACUUCUCAGAACUAAACCGAUCGCAAACAUGAAUAUAACAGACGUGACAUUCAGACCAAACAAAAUUCGUUUGCACGACAAGAAGUGCAAUAAUAAUCAGAAUUCGUGUUUUAAAGUGGAAUACUGUGUGAAAUACGAGGGAAGAUCUAUUCGCGACAAACAGUUAGCAUUGAUUACAUUGGAGAUAACGGACAGUAAGCUAAGGAUAGACUUUGAACACGGCUGUCAAUCCCGGAGCUGUUUGUCCCGUUUAAGACUGACAGCAGUUUCCAAAUAUAGCGGUCAACGGAUUGAACGAAACCUAAUCGAAGGACUUCACGAUACGAUUGACAUUGAAAUAAGUGUUGUU
This is a messenger RNA of Oppiella nova, 462 nucleotides long. The record is from the annotation of a GenBank genome assembly. NCBI's taxonomy places the organism in Eukaryota, Metazoa, Arthropoda, Arachnida, Sarcoptiformes, Oppiidae.